Bursaphelenchus okinawaensis is the source of this 2818-nucleotide messenger RNA. The record is from the annotation of a GenBank genome assembly. NCBI's taxonomy places the organism in Eukaryota, Metazoa, Nematoda, Chromadorea, Rhabditida, Aphelenchoididae.
AUGGCAACACAACCGUUCAUCUCGGAGCUUAUGGAUCAAUACCUGAUGGACUACUAUAACAACUUGUAUCCGACCAAAUUGUUCAUAAAAUGGUUGAGUUAUAACAAAUGUAAGUUGUCAAAUUUUAUUUUCUUUGAUUUUUAGGUACUUGUUUUGGUUUUUGGAUGAUACUUUUUGACAGAGAAGGGAUUUUAUGAAGUUAACAUAGGUAGAUGGAGACUUUUGGAAAAGUGAGGUUAAGACUAGGUUAAUACUGUCUGACUCUUCUGAAACUGUUGAAAUAGACUCUGGAUUGUGUUUGAGGUUUCAAGUUUGAUUUAGCUGUUAUAGAGUUUUAAAUUAUAUUAAAAAAUUUGAUUUCAAUAUGUUAACCUAUAUCUGAUAGAUACUUUUGAGGAAAUUGAAGCACAGCUGCUCUGAAUGUUUCUUAUUUGAUCUGAAACUGUAAAAAACAUGCUUUAGAGUAUUUCAAACUUUUUUACUAGACUUCAAUUUAAAAUUACGUUUUAAUAGAUUUAAAAAUGACAUUUCAGCAGCGAAGGAAGCGAUGAACAAGAGAGAAAUUGGAUUUAGUUUUAAAGGUGGUGCCAUGCUCCGAUACCAAUCAUUCAGUGAGCCAAAUGAGUUUACACGUACUUUAUGUACUAAACUACCACAUAAGAUUGAAAUUGGGCCGGUUUACAAUCAUCCAGUAAGUAUUUUAUUUUAUUCUUCUGGUUUUAGGUGCAAAUCUUGUAUUGGUUGAUAAACUGAAGGAUUAGAAGCUUUAUGUUGCUGGGAGGCUUGAUAAAAAGUUAGCUUAAUGUUUGUAGAAGCUUGAAAAACUUGUUAUCACUUUAUUUUGUAGGUAUCUGAACGACUAAAGCUUGAGCCAGGAGCGAUGAAGGCUGUUGAACGUGAACUUAUUUUUGAUAUCGAUUUGACUGAUUACGACGAUGUUCGAAACUGUUGUAAAGACGCCAAAAUAUGUCAAAAGUGUUGGUUGUUCAUGACAAUAGCGGCCAAAGUCCUACAACGCAUAUUGAUUGAACAUUUCGGCUUCACCAACUUGUUGUUCGUCUUCUCUGGUCGACGUGGUAUUCAUGUGUGGUGUGCGGAUCCAGCAGCUCGAGGACUAGCUGAUGGUGAUCGAAGAGCAAUCCGUGACUAUUUCAAUGUUAACGACCUGAAGAAUACGUUUAGAAAUGGCAAGAUUCACAUGAUGAUCAGGGAUUCUUGUCGGACCAUCAUGGAUUCACCAGAAACAGAGGAAUUGGUUGAUGAACAAGGCUGGAUGGAUGAUGAUUAUUUGUUGAAUAUAUGGUUGAAAAAGUGCGAGGAUAAAGCUACUGUCAAGCAUGUUACUACGUUGUUUAAAAAGUAAGGAAUUUUGGGGGAAAAUUUAUAUUGUGGUAGGUGACUGGUUGAAAGAAAGUGUUUUUUGAGUUUAAAGUUAAGUUAUAUGACAAUUGUUGAUUUUAAUAGGAAGAAUAUAGUCUAUUUUAUGGUUUGUUUAAACAAUGUAUGAAGAAAUUAUGUUUAAAAUAAGUAACAACGUUUUUCGUAUAUUAUAGUAGGUAUCUUCGGAGCUUUGAUGAAAAUAUGAUUUUUGUUGACUAACUUAAAGAUUAUUUUUGAACAGGGGUUUAAUACGUUAACAAUAGUUUGAUUCACAUAUUCCUUAAAUUUUAUUUAAAAAUUUUGCCUGUAAACAAAGUUAUUGCGUUUUUUCAGGCUCUUCACCUCAGCAGAUCGCUUCAAAUGCCUAAAACAAAUGUGUGAUCCCGAAUCUCAUGCUGAAUCCGGAACAAAGUUAGCAGCACCUUCAUACGAAGCUACGAAAUGGUUUUACACGUUCUUACUUCAUCACAUGCAUCCACGACUCGAUGAACAAGUGACACUUCAGGUCAAUCACUUGCUUAAGUCUCCGUUUUGUGUUCAUCCCGGAACAGGACUAGUAUCGGUGCCAUUCAAGGUUGAAGGGUCUCACGAGGUUCAGGUUGAGCAGUUCCCAAGGGUUGAGUAAGUGUUUUGGUGGUUUUUUGGGAUGUGCUGGGUUUUGGAUAUUGUAGUAGGUGCUUGGUUGUUAAUGUUGAUAUAGGUAAUAUUGUUGAUUAAAGAAGAAAAUUUUAGUUUGUAGCAGUGGAGAAAAGCCUAGAAAUGUAUUUUUAGAUUAGAUUGAUGAAUAUUUUUGCUGAAUUUUGAUUUAUUGGGAAAUUAUAUUGUGUAGGUAUAGGUGUUGGGAAAAUCUUUGUAUUUAGGAAAAUAUUGAUCAAUCCUUUAUAGUUUAUAUAUUUUUACGUAACAAAAAGAAUUGUUUUUAAAUUUUAAAAGCAAAUUUAAAAAAUUUUUGUUGUAAACAAAGUUAUUGCGAUUUUUUCUAAAAAAGCUUGAAAAUUGGCCAUUUUUCAUGGUUUUUUAAAGAAAAAAAGUUUGUAAACUAACAUACAGCAAGAAAAUGAAUAUAUUGUUUAGAAUGUUGUAAAGAAAGUUCUUGCGGUUAAUUUCAUUCCAAUUUUAGUACAUUGGUUCAAGAGGUAAAGAAUGAAAAGGCAUCGAAAGAAGAAGGCAACGAGGACAAGGAGAACAACAGAAAAAUACUUUGUAGGUCAUUUUUGGCGUUUUUUAAAUGAGAAUGCCAUUUUAGAUAACAUUUUACAAUAACCCUUGAUCUGGAGGUUCUAUCUUGGCUUAAACUUGAAUAUCAACCUAGAUUUUAGGUAAUAAUUUGACAUUUUUAGACUACAAACGCACUUCUCUAGCCCCUUACAUUGAAAUCUUUGAAGAAUUUAUCGAAAAAGCAUUGCAAGCUUCCGAUACCAACAAGAUGUUGAAUUAA